This is a messenger RNA of Enhydra lutris kenyoni (northern sea otter), 1887 nucleotides long. RefSeq names its product phosphodiesterase 7B (gene PDE7B). Gene Ontology annotation, molecular function: 3',5'-cyclic-AMP phosphodiesterase activity. Bases 151 to 1491 code for a protein of 446 amino acids. NCBI's taxonomy places the organism in Eukaryota, Metazoa, Chordata, Mammalia, Carnivora, Mustelidae. The record is from RefSeq and is a predicted model, not a curated record. The transcript is spliced from 13 exons.
UUUUUUUUUCUUUUUUCCUUGUUUUUACUUAAUUAUAUUCCUAAUCCUGGAUGAAGUUGCUGGAUUCUGCAGCACAAGUCUUCAUGAACAAGCAGCACCGCUCAGAGAUUUCACGGCAUUCAAAGGUCACAGAACUGCCACUAUGGUUAAAUGUCUUGUUUAAUGGUUGAGAGGUGUGGCGAAAUCUUGUUUGAAAACCCUGAUCAGAAUGUCAAAUGUGUUUGCAUGCUAGGAGAUGUACGACUAAGGGGUCAGACGGGGGCUCCUGCUGAACGCCGUGGCUCCUACCCAUUCAUUGACUUCCGCCUACUUAACAAUACAACACACUCAGGGGAAAUUGGCACUAAAAAAAAGGUGAAAAGACUGUUAAGCUUUCAAAGAUACUUCCAUGCAUCAAGGCUGCUUCGUGGAAUUAUACCACAAGCCCCUCUCCACCUGCUGGAUGAAGACUACCUUGGACAAGCAAGGCAUAUGCUCUCCAAAGUGGGAAUGUGGGAUUUUGACAUUUUCUUAUUUGAUCGCUUGACAAAUGGAAACAGCCUGGUAACACUGCUGUGCCACCUCUUCAACACCCAUGGACUCAUUCACCAUUUCAAGCUAGACAUGGUGACCUUGCACAGGUUUUUAGUCAUGGUUCAAGAAGAUUACCACAGCCAAAACCCGUAUCACAACGCUGUUCACGCAGCUGAUGUCACCCAGGCCAUGCACUGCUACCUGAAAGAGCCAAAGCUCGCCGGCUUCCUCACACCUCUGGACAUCAUGCUUGGACUGCUUGCUGCAGCAGCCCACGAUGUUGACCAUCCAGGAGUGAACCAGCCAUUUUUGAUCAAAACUAACCACCAUCUCGCCAACCUAUACCAGAAUAUGUCUGUGCUGGAGAAUCACCACUGGCGAUCUACGAUCGGCAUGCUUCGAGAAUCGAGGCUUCUUGCUCACUUGCCAGAGGAAAUGACACAGGAUAUUGAACAGCAGCUGGGCUCCUUGAUCUUGGCCACAGACAUCAACAGGCAGAAUGAAUUUCUGACCAGACUGAAAACUCACCUCCACAAUAAAGACUUAAGACUGGAGGAUGCACACGACAGACACUUUAUGCUUCAGAUUGCCUUGAAGUGUGCUGACAUUUGCAAUCCUUGUAGAAUCUGGGAGAUGAGCAAGCAAUGGAGUGAAAGGGUCUGUGAAGAAUUCUACAGGCAAGGUGACCUUGAACAGAAAUUUGAACUGGAAAUCAGUCCGCUUUGUAAUCAACAGAAAGAUUCAAUCCCUAGUAUACAAAUUGGUUUCAUGAGCUACAUCGUGGAGCCACUUUUCCGGGAGUGGGCCCGUUUCACGGGCCCCAGCGCCCUGUCGGAGAACAUGCUACGCCACCUGUCCCACAACAAAGCCCAGUGGAAGAGCCUGCUGCCCACGCCCCACAGGAGCGGUGGCGCGGAGCACGCGGGCCAGGGGACUGACAGCGACGUGCCCACUGGGACCAAAGGCGACGCCCCGUAGUCCCAGCCAGUCCGCCCCCGCUCGGCGCAGAGAGGAGAACCUCCUGGAGCAGAGGCCUCCUGAGAGGGUGGCACCUCUUGGCCACCAGGCCAGCCACGUGCUGGGAUCCGUCCCGGGCUUUUUGCAAGGCCGCCCUCCUCCCACUCACCUGCCUCCUCUCCUUUUUCCAAGUGUACAGAAGCCAUCCGUCACCUCAGCAUUUGCUGCCGAAGUAAGCAACUCCAUUCAGGAACGUGGGCGCCGAUCUCGGGGGGAUGAGGGGGUCAGGUUCGCCCCUCCAGGAGAAGACUGGGGAGUAAGAAAGAGGUGCUCCUGCCAUGUCCUCCUCGGGCCCCGGGUCACACUGUGACAGGCGACGGUGGCUGAGUCCAGAGCAGUUUUUUGUUUUGGUUUUUU